CUAGAGAGAAAACGUUGCAAUAUGGUAUCCACAACAGUUACUGAGUACAAGUCAAGUUCUGUCUAGCUAUUUGUAACAUAUUAAUUAAUUAUUUAAAAUCUACAGCGAACAGCCUAGAUAAUAUCUGAUAUCGAUCACAACACGCUCAACCGUACAGCGCCAUGCAUCUACAUGUUUACGCCAUACCACUCCAUCACAUCUCUUCCUCGAUCUUGUUUCACGAAUCACGUGAUUACAAAACGCAAGACAACUAGUCUACAAAAUACAUCUAGAACACGAUCUACUACACAGGAUCAUAAAAUUCAGACUUGAGCACGUGAGUGAGCACAUGUUUACGUUUCUCGGCAAUCAACAUAUCCGAUUGUAAGAAAACACACCGAACAUCACACAAUACAAUGCUAGUAGCAUGCGCACAGCGUACGUAGCUUGAGUAUUCUCAACUGCCUUGUCAUGCAGUUUCCACCUGCUUGUAGUUAAUUACUUUAUCGGUCCUUCUCAGACUUGCAUGCUUUCCUAAUCAAAUUACCGUACACAAAUUUGGGAUAUUUUUAUUACAGUACGAAAACACAUAGCACGCUUAUCUCUGUGUGGUAGUCGUUACAGAUUCGUCUCUCUGACCUGCAAACUACAAAACAAGCAAGUCUGGAUGUCGAGACCAAUACUAAUUCUACUCCUUCAGCUCGUUACGAGUCACUAUCAAGUGUCCGCACAAUCCAAAAGGGCGUGUACAGCCAACGAGUUCAUCUGUACUGAUGGCCAGUGUGUGUCAUCUGAGAAGAGAUGCGACGGAAACUUCGAUUGCAGUGACCGCUCUGACGAAAACUGUUGUGAUCAAAACAGCAAUUCUGGCAAAGAAUUUGUCCUCGGAUUUAUGAAAAACUACGAUUCACAAGGAGAUAUCUACCUUUUCCUGACAUCACCCAAAUCUCUCAAUUAUACUGUGGUGGCACCAAGACAUGGUAUCUCACAGUCAGGAUUUCUGUUGGCCAACACUCUUGUCUCUGUACAACUUAAUACAUCAUUGCUUAUGCCUCAUGGCAUCAGUGACCGAGGAAUAUUAGUUAGGUCGACAGAAGAUAUGACUGUGUAUGGUCUCAAUCAACAAAAAUACACGACUGAUGCUUUCUUAGCUCUUCCUACAUACAUACAAGGUCUACAAUAUGUUGUACCCUCAUACAGUCAACUAUCAUCAUCACACCAAAGCCUGAUUGGUAUAGUAGGCAUUCACAACAAUACACAAGUCACAAUUACGUUGGCCUCCACUGCUAGCGAUGGUACUACAUCCCAUAAUGCCAGUGCUAAUGUUACAUACACAAUAAAUUGGAUGGAAACAUUGCAACUUCACGGAUAUGACCUGACGGGAAGCCGUGUUUAUUCAGACAAAACAGUUACAGUGUUUGGAGGACAUGAAUGUGCAAAUAUACCUGUAGGCAAAGGCGCUUGUGAUCAUCUAGUGGAGCAAGUCCCUCCAAUAACAACGCUUGGUAAACAUUUUGCCACUGUACCAUUAGCAACAAGAACUGCAGGAGAUAGAUUUCGUGCAAUAGCAUCAAAAGAUGGCACCAACCUUACAAUUAAUGGGCAGUUGCAGGCAUCCAAUUUGCAAGCAGGACAAUUCCACGAAUUCACAACUUCUUCUACCACUUUCCUGUCCAUUGAAGCCACUCAACCAAUACUACUAAUGCAGUACUCACAAGGCUCAGCUGUUGACGAUACAAUUUCUGACCCAUUCAUGUUGAUGAUCCCUCCAGUUGAACAAUACAGAUCAAGAUAUAUCAUCAGUACGCCACCAGAUCAGCCAGUACCAUUCAGUAACUACUUGGCGAUCAUUGUAACGGAUGACAGAAAGGAUGGACUGAGACUUGAUGAUCAACCAUUAAAUUCUUCUGUCGUGUGGAACAAUAUUCCUGGUCAGACACUUGCAGGAGCUAAUGUACCAAUAUCGAUAGGAUCGCACACCAUCCAUCAUGUGGAUAAGAGCAACUUUGGACUGAGUAUCUAUGGUUUUGAAGAUUACGAUUCAUAUGGAUAUCCUGGAGGACUGCAACUGAAGGCACAGUGUGUUGUACAAACUCCUGAUCAAAUUACAGAUAUAAACGAGUGUGCUCUAAAUAAUGGUCGAGGUCCCUGCCAAUACGCGUGCACUAACACAUUUGGAUCGUUCCAGUGUUCUUGCCAACAAGGUUACUUCUUACAAGCUGAUCGAGUUUCAUGUCGUAAAUCUCCUCAGCAGUGUCUUUGUUCGAGCAAGGGCAAUGGCAUAUGCAUAAGGGGUGGUUUGUGUGAAUGUCGAUUAGGAUGGGGUGGUCCAACUUGCUCAGAUCCACAAUGUCAUCUUGUUAAUCAUUGCUCUGGCAAAGGAAAGUGCAUUGCACCCAACAAAUGUCAAUGCAACAGAGGUUGGACAGGAUUUGCCUGUGCUGUCAGUACUUGUCCACAGUUCACCACGUGUGCUGCUUGUUCUGAGGUACCCCACUGUGGCUGGUGCGACUCACAAAAGAAGUGCAUGACAGGGACAGGAUUUGGACCAUCAGACAAAGACACUUCAUGCCCUGAAUGGUUUUUCUACAGUUGCAUAAUUGUGAAAAAUUCUUCAGUUGACGGAAAUACCAUCACCUCAUCCAACCCUUUCUCUUACCGAAUUCAAGUAAUUGACUGUGAUGAGACAUGUAUUGUCUCGGCACACCUUGAUAACAGCAUUUCAACUCCAGGAAGUCAAAUGUUUUGUGAUCGGCGUAAACGAGCCUGUAGAAGCUUGUCUAACUGCUAUGAAAAACGUUCAGACUUAUCAUGUGCUAUGACCAACAAUGUUGUCUGUCGUGUCCAUUCUGAGUCACAAUGUCCAGGUGGUCAACCACAAUUUGAUGACCGACUUAUUGUUGGCCCAAAAAAUCAAUCAACUAUAAUAACAGGAGGAGGAAAUGAUGAUCCUGGAGAAAUUGUGAUCAUUCCAGAAGGUGUUGACAUUCCAAAUACAAGAAUAGAUUUCAUGUUUCACGUCUACUGUGCCACCUUCCAAAACCUAUCUAAAUGGAACAACUACGGCUGUUUCUGUGAUUCAUCUAAGACGGCAGACUUGGUAAUAGACAGACAACCAGUUGAUGAAACAGACAAGUGCUGUAAGGAACAUGACAAAUGCUAUUCUGCUGCUCCAUCCAGUUGUGACUGUCACAAAGUACAAUUGUUUGCAUACAAAGCAGGAUGUAACAACUUAGCUAAAGGAUUCUGUGAAGAUGUGUUUCUCACCAGUCAAAAUGAUGAAUGCAAACGUUACUGUUGCCAAUGUGAUUUCACUGGAGCUGAAUGUCUUGCACACAGAAGAAACACAAAGACAGACAUACUGUGGCGUAAUUGGUUAGACCCAACGAAAAGCCAAUGCAAUCAGAGGUGUGGAAAAGUUCCAGGAUGUGACUGCAAACCAGCAUGUUCUGGCAACGGAUUUAUUGAGAGUGUGGGACGUGAUUCAUUCUGUCUCUGCUUUCCUGGAUGGCAAGGACAAUGCUGUGACCAGCCUGACUGUUCCUGCCAUAAUUCUAAUUAUCCAGACUGUUCAGGAAAUGGUGUUUGUAGAGCAGCAAUAGCAGACAAUAAUCCAAGCUGCUCUUGCAGCCAAGGCUGGAGAGGAUCUUGCUGUGAGAACAGAAUACCUGUGAGAAGGUCAGGAGACCCGCAUCUAUCUACAGCUGAUGGACUUGAAUUUGAUUAUUUUGGAAUCGGAGAAUUCUGGGACUGCAGAAGCAAGGAGAAUGACUUUGGUGUACAGAUAAGAUUUUUUGGUUACAAAACAACGUCCUUCACUGGUGCAGUUGCUAUCAAGACAGGAAACACCACAACAACCAUCUACACACUCAACAACACCGCUGGACAAACCCACUUGCCCAAACUAAGGAUAAAUGAAACACUUGUGAAUGAUACUUGGGAUGAUUAUCCUACUGUCUACACCAUAGAUUCAGAUUAUGCGAAACUUUAUGUACAACCAACUAGAACCAAUGGCUCUAUAGUGCAGUAUCUCUUCCAAUUCAAUUCUGGUGCCACAUAUACAGUAGAUGUUCGAUACAGCGACAUGCUGGAAAGACAAUAUAUUGACACAGAAAUAGGACUGGUUGCAUCCUUCCUACAUCAGACAGAAGGUCUGUGUGGGUAUAUGGACAAUCACAUGGACAACGAUUUGGUCACACCUGAUGGAAGACAGCUGACCAACACAACAGACUUUGCAGAAUCAUGGCGUGUUGACCUGAGUGCUACCAAAAUAGAUGACAAUGUAUGGUCAUGGACAUACUCUAACUUUCACCCAGAUGAUCCACUUGAUUCUGCAUACACAAAUCCAUAUCACAGAACUGUAUAUGGGACAGAACAGUUAGAUAGCACAAAAAGAAAAGAAGCGGAACGAGAAUGUGCUGCCCUUGUAUUGCAAGGAAAGCUUCUUAACGAUUGCAUUCUGGAUAGAGCAUUGACUGGAGACAGCACAAUUAUACAGCAGCAAGCAUUCCAACAAGGAAAAUGUCCUAAUGAUUGCUCUAAUCGAGGCCAGUGCAGUAAUAGAUCAUGCAUUUGCAUAGACAGCUGGAUGGGUGAAGACUGCAGCCUAGGUGGCUGUGACAACUGUCCCACAAAUAGUCAGUGCAUUGAUGGAUUUUGCAAAUGCAAUUUUGGCUAUGUUGGGACAAAUUGCUCAAAAGCUACAUGUGAGAUGGUCAAAAAUUGUACUAAUGCAACACAUGGGCUAUGCAAGGCUCCCAAUGUGUGUCGAUGUAACCCGGGCUACCUGGGUGAUGAUUGCAGUACACCAGCAUUAUGUACUCACAACUGUUCACAUCAAGGCACUUGUGUUGGAGAUAAUAAGUGUCUCUGCUAUUACGGAUGGGGAGGAAGCACUUGCAACGACAAAACAUGCGAGAACUUGGCAUACUGUUCUGGUCAUGGCUCUUGCCGUUCAGAUGGAACUUGUCAGUGCAAUGCAGGCUGGCGUGGAAGUUCAUGUGAUCUGUUCAGUUGUGAUGGUGUCAGUGACUGUUAUGGUCAUGGAGACUGUGUUGAAGCAGACAAGUGUAGCUGCCAUGUUGGUUAUACAGGAGUAGCUUGCAACAUCUCUACUUCAUGUCCAUCCAAACGAAAUUGCAGUGACAAUGGUGUGUGUAUAAAUGCAAACACUUGUCUCUGUUUCUCUGGAUACUUUGGUGAUGAAUGUGAAACAUUCGAAUGCAGUCAGGGAUGCUCAGGUCGAGGCACUUGUGAAGCACCGGAUAUCUGCUCUUGUAUACUUGGCUGGACUGGAUCAGACUGCUCAGUACCGUCCUGCGAACAACUACACUAUUGCUCAGGUAAUGGCAAAUGUGUUGGUCCUGACACUUGUCAAUGUGACGAUGGAUGGGGUGGACUGCUGUGUAAUGAUUUUGACUGUAGCUCUGGCAACAGAAGUGGCAAUUGCUCUUUUAAUGGCAACUGUAGUAGACCAGGAGUUUGUGCUUGCAACUCUGGCUAUUGCGGAGACGACUGUCAAUACCCAAUCAUAAACGAGUGUGAGGGCCUGAGUAAUGGCACCAUGAUAUAUCCCUGUCAUCAAGUCUGCAUUGAUACUUGUGAAUCAUACAAGUGUACUUGCUCACCUGGCUAUAUCUUGAAUGAUGACCUUUCAACAUGUCAAGACAUCGAUGAGUGCAAUACAACUGCCUUUACCAUUCGUCUGAACAACUGUGCACAAAUGUGCUCAAAUAUUCCAGGAUCCUACUCCUGCAGCUGUAGUGCCGGUUACCAGCUUUCAAAUGAUCAAGGCUCUUGCGAUGAUGUAGAUGAAUGUGGCGUAAGUGACCAUUGCAGUCAGCAGUGCACAAACACAGUUGGCUCUUACAACUGCAGCUGCAGAAAUGGCUAUCGACUCAAUGAUGACCGAAUAACAUGUGAUGACAUCAACGAGUGCAAGGAAAAGAGUUCUGACUGCUCACACUUGUGUUUCAACACAAUUGGCUCAUUUGAAUGUGGCUGUACAUAUAAGAAGCUACUGGCAAAAGAUGGCAAAACCUGCAUAGACCCCCCAACUGCUUCUCCAAAAGAUUUCCUUGUUGGUGCAACACAAGCAAUAAUUUCAAACAUCUCUAGCGAAGAAUUUGAACGGCGUCAGUCACUAUUCUACCAAAACGUUACCCGAGAAGUGUGGAAUUAUUGUCAACUUCCUGCAAAUAAUCAAUGCGGCAAUUUCACUAAAGCCAAAACGGCAAACCUCUAUCUUCAAUUUGCGUCAACAGUCUCUUACAAUACCUCACUUGUGGUCACAUUCUAUGUUUUCUCCAUUGACGUUUCUACACAUGCGAUCUUCAUAAUUCCAGCUGAUCAAGUGGUUCUUGCUCUAGCUAACAGCACUGCACUACAAAAGGCUGGAUUCGAAGUAGUCAGAUUAGCUGUUGUAUUUCCACCUUCAACAGAAACACCUACAGAGAGUCCCGAAUCCAGUAGCACCUCUAACACCAUUUUGAUUGCUGCUGUAGUUGGAAGUGUUGGUGGAAUAAUCUUACUUCUCUUUGUCAGUUAUUGCAUCUACUGCUGCUACAAGAAACAAGGAAAGGGAUAUCUUAUCUAAGAUCACAGGACAAGCUGACAUGGGUGGUUUAUGUGUCUUUCAAUUAAGUUGCCAGAGUUGACUGAUUGUCUCGCUUAUAUGCUGAAUAUGGAAACUGACUCAUUCAAUUUGUGACC
This is a messenger RNA of Corticium candelabrum, 6690 nucleotides long. RefSeq lists its product as uncharacterized. Gene Ontology annotation, molecular function: A2-type glycerophospholipase activity; calcium ion binding; protein binding. Bases 647 to 6574 code for a protein of 1975 amino acids. Lineage: Eukaryota; Metazoa; Porifera; Homoscleromorpha; Homosclerophorida; Plakinidae. Gene Ontology annotation, biological process: arachidonate secretion; phospholipid metabolic process. The record is from RefSeq and is a predicted model, not a curated record. The transcript is spliced from 27 exons.